AUGGCGUUUAUUAAAGAGGAGAGUGAAGAUGUGAAGAUUAAAGAAACAUUCACAGUCAAACAGGAAGAUCUGCAGGAACAAACAGACCUAAUUGGAGACAAGGAGGGGAGUAAAGAGGAGGAACAUCAUGUUAAAAUUGAGGACAAAACUCAUUUACAGACUGAUGGUAUAUUGAAAAGGAGAGACGAGAAUCGUUUCACUUGCACUCCGUGUGGAAAGAUUUUGGGAAGCAAAAGCAAACUUAAGAUUCACAUGAGCAUCCACACAGGAGAGAAACCAUUUACAUGCACUCAGUGUGGGAAGAGUUUCAGCAAAUCAUCAUCCCUUAAUCAACACAUGAGGAUCCACACUGGAGAGAAACCAUUCACAUGCACUCUGUGUGGGAAGAGUUUUAGCUUAUCAUCAUCCCUUAAUCUACACAUGAGGAUCCACACUGGAGAGAAACCAUUUACAUGCACUCGGUGUGGGAAGAGUUUCAACUGCUCAUCAAACCUUAGUAAACACAUGAUGAUCCACACUGGAGAAAAACCAUUCACGUGCACUCAGUGUGAGAAGAGUUUUAGGAUAUCAUCAUCCCUUAAUCUACACAUGAGGAUCCACACUGGAGAGAAACCAUUCACAUGCACUCAGUGUGGGAAGAGUUUCAGCCAAUCAUCAUCUCUUAAUAAGCACAUGAGGAUCCACACUGGAGAGAAACCAUUCACAUGCACUCAGUGUGCGAAGAGUUUCAACCGAUCAGAACACCUUAAUCUACACAUGAGGAUCCAUACCGGAGAGAAAUCAUUCACUUGCACUGAGUGUGAGAAGAGUUUUACCUGCUCAUCAAACCUUAAUCUACACAUGAGGAUCCACACUGGAGAGAAACCAUUCACAUGCACUCAGUGUGGGAAGAGUUUCAGCCAAUCAUCACACCUUAAACAUCACAUGAGAAUCCACACUGGAGAGAAACCAUUCACAUGCACUCAGUGUGGGAAGAGUUUCAGCCUAUCAUCAAACCGUAAUAAACACAUGAGGAUCCACACUGGAGAGAAACCAUUCACCUGCGCUCAGUGUGGGAAGAGUUUCAGCCAAUCGUCACACCUUAAUCUACACAUGAUGAUACACACUGGAGAGAAACCAUUCACAUGCACUCAGUGUGGGAAGAGUUUCAGCCUAUUAUCAUCCCUUAAUCUACACAUGAUGAUCCACACUGGAGAGAAACCAUUCACAUGCACUCAGUGUGGGAAGAGUUUCAGCCUAUCAUCAAACCGUAAUAAACACAUGAGGAUCCACACUGGAGAGAAACCAUUCACAUGCGCUCAGUGUGGGAAGAGUUUCAGCCAAUCAUCACACCUUAAUCUACACAUGAUGAUCCACACUGGAGAGAAACCAUUCACAUGCACUCAGUGUGGGAAGAGUUUCAGCCAAUCAUCACACCUUAAUCUACACAUGAUGAACCACACUGGAGAGAAACCAUUCACAUGCACUCAGUGUGGGAAGAGUUUCAGCCAAUCAUCGAACCUUAAUCUACAUAUGAGGAUCCACACUGGAGAGAAACCAUUCACAUGCACUCAGUGUGGGAAGAGUUUCAGCCUAUUAUCAUCCCUUAAUAUACACAUGAUGAUCCACACUGGAGAGAAACCAUUCACAUGCACUCAGUGUGGGAAGAGUUUCAGCCAAUCAUCACACCUUAAUAAACACAUGAGGAUCCACACUGGAGAGAAACCAUUCAUGUGCACUCAGUGUGAGAAGAGUUUCAGCCAAUCAUCACACCUUAAUAAACACAUGAAGAUCCACACUGGAGAGAAACCAUUCACAUGCACUCAGUGUGGGAAGAGUUUCAGCCAGUCAUCAUCCUGUAAUCUACACUUGAGGAUCCACACUGGAGAGAAAUCAAACAACAGAAUUUCGCAUGCUUAAACUCUAGUAUGACCGCAGCUUUGGUGUGGG
This is a messenger RNA of Danio rerio (zebrafish), 1929 nucleotides long. The record is from RefSeq and is a predicted model, not a curated record. NCBI's taxonomy places the organism in Eukaryota, Metazoa, Chordata, Actinopteri, Cypriniformes, Danionidae.